Pogonomyrmex barbatus (red harvester ant) is the source of this 2870-nucleotide messenger RNA. RefSeq lists its product as uncharacterized. Lineage: Eukaryota; Metazoa; Arthropoda; Insecta; Hymenoptera; Formicidae. The record is from RefSeq and is a predicted model, not a curated record.
CAAAAAUUUACUUGAAAUAUUCACAAGAGUUCAAUAUUUUAUACGUUAGCAAACUAUUUUUAACCAUCUUACUUUCCGAUAUUCCUUUAUGCAAUGUUUGGAAUUUACGUUUCUUAGAGGAUGGAAACUAAGACAGGAGUUUCCUUUUACAAAAAUAACAGGCCUGUGAAUCAUAACAUAACAUAGACCGAUAAAUUUAACACUGCUCCAUUUAAACUCUAAAGAUAAACAACUGACCAACAAGCCAGGUGCUUUAUGUGGGCAUGUGUGCCCCCUCCAGUCCUCUUCAGCUAAGAUCAAUAAUUCUAACUGAAGGGAGACAGUGGUUGUAUUCAGUGAGAAGGGGUGCGUGAAUCAAGUCAUUCUAUAGGUAAAGCCUGUUGCUGCUACCACAUUUCGCAAGCUCGCAGAACGUGCUGCAUAAAGCGUCACAUUAAUUGUCUAUCAUAAGACUGACUACUAAUUACAAGAUUCAGUGAUGUGCAGUGGACAUAUCGAGGGAUUAUGGAUAGGGCUAAUUGGACUCCUGGUAUAAACGCUACAACCCCGACGCCUGUCACAGCACAGAACUGUGUGUCAAAUUCGACAAACUCUGCAUUCUUAGACAAAUCAUUAGUCACCGCACCGUCAUGGAGUGCGAUACAGCAAGACAUAAGAUGGGCAUUUCUAUUACAUGCAUAUAGUUUUGCAUGUCUCUUCUUUGUAUUAGGAUUUUACACGUUCUUUUCUAUUCUAAAUUUAAGAUCUCUUAUAUCAACCAGGCCGUUUAUGUCCACGAUUAAUAUAUUCUUAUGUUUACUCGGGGCGUCGAGAGCUGCUUCCUUGUUCAUAGAUGCGUACAAUCUUAAAGAUAUUUUGCCCAAAGUCAUUGGAUCAAUUAUAUGGGACAUUGGCUAUCCAUGCAUUACAUCUGCUUUUUGUCUGAUACAACUGGCUUUCCUGCAACUGACAAAGUUGAAAUUUGGUCCGGAGAGGAUACAGAAGGAAUCCUGCCUUAGCCUCGUUAUAACAGCACACUUCUUUUUCGUGAUCGCCAGCGAUAUCGUUCUAUCCUCCCACAAUUGUUACAUGGCAAAAUAUAUGGUCCAAGCGGCGUUUCUCAUCUGGAGCAUUCUUUUGUAUCUUGCGUUUCUACACGCAGCUUACAAAAUUGAUCAUUUGCUUCGAACUAUGCCGAGUAGUAUGUUAACACGGGACAAUUCUAAUGCGCAUCAAAAAGGUAUUAUGCAACUCGCGAUGUUAGCACCAUAUAGCAAUCUGGCGACUUCAGUUGCUGCUGCGUUGGUACCGACUUUACUUGGCCCUAAGAUGAAGGGUCCCGAAGAGAAUGAGCCUCCAAACGCUAAUAAAAAUUCACAGGAAGCGCCAGCAGAAAGCGAGUCACGAGUCACAAUUACCGCCAAAGUGUGCAAAGAGGGACCAGUGGAAAAGGAAGCACAUAAUGUUACGAUACCUACGUGCACCAUACAAUCACCGUCACAAGAACAAAAGUCGGCAGUACCGGAAGUCUAUGUUAGACCACCCACCCCAACCCCGUCGACUACUAAUUUACCGAUUAUAACUGUGUCCAGCCCGAGUCGUAGAAGUUCUAUGGCAAGUCGACGAGGCAGCGACACAUCCACCAAAUCCUCGCGCAGAAAUUCCGAAUGUAGCGUUAGAUUUGUAAACGAGGAAAACUCGACGGAAUGCAAACGCACAACAGAGGGUAGCCCUAGAUCUUUGCCGAGGAUGCGAGAGGAGUUUGAGAGGAAUCGCUCACCUGAAAGUCCGCGAUAUUCAGAGAACAUCACGCCAACAGGUAGUACUAGAGAAUUGAGACGAUGUUCCGAUUUUACGCAUGAGAAGAAUCGCGGCUCGCAAUUUGCAACCAAGUUGAGAAGAAACAGCGAUUUUGGUAAUAGAACACCCAGAAGAAUGUUGCCGCCGGAUGAAUUUCCCAGAUUGCCCAAAGUUCUGGAUGUUAGCCCUGCAGGUUCAAGACGCAAUUCCGAUAUCGGUACUUUCAUGUCACCCAGACCUGAUUCGCGUAGAAACUCCGAAAGUUCCUACCGACGCAAUUCCGAGUUCAUUCACAUUAAGCCAUUAAUUAUAAAUCGUCGAAGCAGUGAUAUUAGUAUCAGAACUCUAGACAGAAGUCCCACACACUUUCAGAGUAUAAUACCUAUUAAGACAGAGGUACAGGAGAAAUCUGAAUCAGAUUCAGAUCAUCCUGAUUGCAGCGAAAAGGCAGCACUGAUGAACGAAAAGUCAAAGAGCAAGGAUGAAGAGCCGAAAGUACGCAAGAAAAAUUUAUCGUGGAACGAUAAAAACAUUGAAGAUCCAGAGGACAUUACGGCGGAAACUAACUUGCUUCCCGAAAAUACUGGUGAAGCGAGAGUCAUGGGCACGGAUUUUACCCUUCAUUCGAUACUAAAUCAUAUCGCAUAUGUAAAUCGAGCGAAAUCCGAUACACCGCUACAUAUACCGGAAACGGACACCGCGGUUGCCAGAAAGUCUCAGAUGCAAAAAGUAUUAAAUAUUACGCGUGGUACCGCGAUUCUGGGAAUCCUCUUAUGCGUCACGGAUGCCUUUCGUAUUUUUGGACCAUACGGACUCUUUGCUGAAACCGUACAAUACGGCACGGAACCAGCUCCGGCGCAGUUUCCUAUGCCGUGGCCAUGGUUAUUGUACCAAACAAUACCCAGGAUAUUUGAAUUUGUGAUGGGUUGUGCUAUGGCGAACAUAACUAAACAGCCAUCAGUAAGUCCGCGACAUCAAUAUUUAAGUAAUUAUCCUAAUUAUUCUCCGCGUGUAAAUCGAGGUAAUAAUCCUUACAUAUAAAGCAAUAGUCCAUCUAUACGUGAUCAUAAUCCAAAAACUAAGAUGCCAAA